Messenger RNA from Pseudozyma hubeiensis SY62, 1767 nucleotides. Its product is annotated as potential DNA binding component of SBF. Gene Ontology annotation, cellular component: nuclear membrane complex Bqt3-Bqt4. The coding region runs from base 1 to 1767 and encodes 588 amino acids. The transcript is spliced from 3 exons. The record is from RefSeq and is a predicted model, not a curated record. Gene Ontology annotation, molecular function: DNA binding. Gene Ontology annotation, biological process: mitotic telomere tethering at nuclear periphery; meiotic attachment of telomere to nuclear envelope. Lineage: Eukaryota; Fungi; Basidiomycota; Ustilaginomycetes; Ustilaginales; Ustilaginaceae.
AUGCCCGCCGCCGCUUCCGCACGCAAGUCGACGCCAACGCGCAAGUCGACUCCUCGACGCGCCCGUUCCUCGUCGGUCGCUUCCAACGCCUCCACAGCCGCGCCCACUUCGCCUUCCGCAUCUCCCCGCAAGACCAAAAAGCAGAAGGAAGCUGCUGCCGCUGCUGAGCACGCCGCAGAUGCCAAGCCCGACCUCGCCCGUCCCAAGCUUCCCACCAAGAAGAACCCGAGACUGAAAGAGGUUGACGAGGCCGUCGUCAAGCUUCAGAUCAUCAAGCGCGAAGGCCACAACAUCAUCAUCGGUCGUGUCAAGCUGCCCACCGUGAAUGGCCAGGAUCACGCUUUCCUGCUCAAGCGUUUCGACACCAACGCCAUGGCCGCCUCCUCCAUGUUCCGCCUCGCAUUCCCCUUCGCCGACGGCAAUGCCGAGGCUGCCGAGAUGCAGUUCCUCGACGCCAAGUACGACACCAACCGCGCCAACGGCGGAUACAUCGUCGAGGAAGUCAAGGUCCCCGAGACUCCCAAGAAGCGUGGCCGUCCUCGCAAGACCGCAGAAACCCCCAAGAAGGAUGCCGCCACCGACACCGAGUCGGCCAGCGGCGACAAGCAGAUUCGUGUUCUUCCCGAAGGCAGCACCGGUGUCCGUCUCCAGGGCACCUGGAUCCCCGCUCAGGACGCCGCCGAGGUCGCCGAGGCCUACGGCAUCGCCAAGUACGCCAGCGCUCUCAUCAACGCCACCGCUGAGCACUCGGAAGACGGCGGUGUUCCCAUCCUCACUUCGGCCCCCGUUGCCGAAAUCAAGACGCCUCGCAAACGCCAGCGCGUUUCGGCCGCUGCUGCUGCUGCUUCCGACGCCGAAGCUUCGCCCAAGCUCGUCCAGAAGGUCACUCGCGUCGAGAACGCCGACGGCUCCAUCUCCAAGGUCAACAUCGAGUCCACUCUGGAGGGUCAGACCUCCAACGGCAUCCCCGCCGCUCUCUCGCAGGCCGAGAUCGAAGCACAGAUCGCAGAGGCCAAGGCGCUCGCCGCUGGCAUCCAGAAGUCGGCAGCCGGAAGCAAGAGCCCCUCGACGCGUGGUCAGAAGCGCCGCGCGGUCAACGACCGACCCACCGCCGAGCUUGACCCCUUGGCUGACGACGAGGACUACGCCGAGUCCGGUCGGGUCGUGCGUGCCUUCCGACGAGGUACUCGCGCCGCUCGCAAACGUCCCAUCGCCACCACAGCCGGUGCUGUCGCUGCUGCCGGCGCCGUCGGUGCUGGUGCGCUCGCCUGGAUCUCGGGCGGCAACCCCGACAUUGCCAUCCAAACGCUCCAGACCAGCUUGCAGAGCAUCGGCCUGCAGAACCUCCAGAACCUCGGUCUGCAAAACUUGCAGCAGUACGGUGCUCAGCUCGGUGGUCAGCUCGCCUCUUACUUCCCGUGGUGCAGCCAUCUCGUCUGCGCCGUAGGAAUCCGAGACGAUACCUGCGCAUCUUCGACCCUCAUCACCCUCCAUUCGACUGGCGUCAUCGAAAGCUCCUCGCUCAACCGACACCCGCAGCCAAUCCUUUCCCGAGCUGCUGCCAUCUCCACCUUUGUAGAUUUCGACGACCCGGCUCUCCCUCUUUCUCCCAUCUCUCAGUCGUGGAUCUACACGACGUUGAUACGGCCCCUCCUUCGCUUUGUGCUGCCCUCUUUGGUGUACUUUUUUCUCCCCGUGCCCGGCCUCUCCCUUUCGGACUCGAUCGUUCUUCGGUAUACACCCUUGCCGGCCCCAACGUGGAGCUAG